AUGGCUCCGUCAGCGACCACAACCCUAACCACGGCUCCGGCCUCGUCGGCCAUCACCGCACAGCCUCUCAAGGCCGGCGCCCCAAAGCCAUCAACCAGCGGCGUCCUAAACUGGAACGUCAGCAACGGCGCCGCCCCAUCAGCCCUCCACGUGAUCCCCACCUUCACAGACAAGCACGCCGAGCGCGCCUGGGCCAAGCAGCACAUGGCCGCCGCGUUCCGCACCUUCGCGAGGCUCGACUACGCCGACGGCGCGUCGGGCCACGUCAGCCUGCGCGACCCGGUUGACCCGGAGCUGUUCUGGAUCAAUCCGUAUGCGAAGCACUUUGCUACGAUCAAGGCCAGUGACUUGGUCCUGGUCGACCACGAGGGCAUUCCGCAGGAGCCGACCAAGUACAAGGUCAAUGCGGCGGGGUUUAUCAUCCACUCUUCGAUUCACCGUGCCCGGCCGGAUAUCAAUGCCGUCUGCCACAUGCAUUCCCGCUAUGGCAAGGCUUGGUCUACCUUUGGGCGUGGAAUCGAGAUGCUCAAUCAAGACUCGUGCAUGUUCUAUCGCGGACUCGGAGUAUAUGAAGGCUUCGGUGGGAUCGUCUUUGCCCAAGAAGAGGGACAGCGUAUCGCCGAGGCGUUGGGCGACACCAACCUCAACCUGAUCCUGCAAAACCACGGCAUCCUCACAGCCGGCAGCACCGUCGACGAGGCCGCAGCCCAUUUCAUCGCCCUGGAGCGGGCGUGUGAGGUGCAGAUUCUCGCCGAGGCUGCAGCCGCCAACGGGAUUCCCAAGAAGUACGUUGGUGAGGAGGAGGCCGAGUACACGUACAAGUGCUCUGGGACGCCUGCAUGCAUGUUUAUGCAGUUUGCCCCGGAGUAUGAUUUGAGCGUCGAGUUGUCGGGCGGGAAGUUGUUGGAAUGA
Phialemonium atrogriseum is the source of this 912-nucleotide messenger RNA. Its product is annotated as class II aldolase/adducin N-terminal. NCBI's taxonomy places the organism in Eukaryota, Fungi, Ascomycota, Sordariomycetes, Cephalothecales, Cephalothecaceae. The record is from RefSeq and is a predicted model, not a curated record. The transcript is spliced from 4 exons. Bases 1 to 912 code for a protein of 303 amino acids. Gene Ontology annotation, molecular function: actin filament binding. Gene Ontology annotation, cellular component: cytoskeleton.